AUGAACUCCACUCAGGUUUCAUAUUUCACGCUCGCCGCUUACUUUGACGGCGGAUCUUUAAAGUACUUGUAUUUUGUGAUUGUUGUGAUUUUGUAUGUUUUCAUCGUGGCAGCGAACGUGUGUGUGAUCGUGGUCAUCUGCGUGAACAGAAGCUUACAUGAACCUAUGUACCUUUUCCUGGUCAGCCUGUGUGUGAAUGAGCUGUAUGGUAGUUCAGGGUUGUUUCCCUUCCUGCUGCUUCAGAUCCUCUCUGACCUUCACACCGUUUCUGCUGCAGCUUGUUUCCUGCAGGUUUACUGCGUGCACACGUACGGAGCUGUCGAGUAUCUGAACUUGGCCGUCAUGUCUUAUGAUCGAUACCUGGCCAUCUGUCUCCCUCUGCAGUAUAACGCUCGGAUGACGUUGAGCAGGGUGGGCGCCCUGGUGGCUCUGACGUGGUCGUACCCGUUGCUCGCUUGUAUCGUGGUCAUCUAUCUGAACUCUCAGUCCCGGCUGUGCGGGAGCGUCAUUCACAAAGUCUACUGUGACAGCCACUCGGUGGUGAAGCUGGCCUGCUCAGACGCUCACGUGGUUAACGCGUACGGGCUCGUUGCGUCUUUCGGCACGAUCUUCGGGGCUUUCGCGUUCAUCCUUUACACCUACGUGAAGAUUCUCCUCGUCUGUUUUUCCGGCUCCAAACAGACACGUCAGAAAGCCGUGAGCACCUGCUCGCCUCACCUCGCCUCGCUCUGCAACUUCUCCGUCGGGGCGAGCUUUGAGUUGAUCCAGAGCCGCUUUGAUAUGAGCAGCGUGCCCAACGUACUGCGAAUAUUUUUGUCCUUGUACUUCCUCACCUGCCCGCCGCUCUUUAACCCCGUACUGUACGGCCUGAACCUGUCCAAAAUCCGACUCAUAGGCAAAAGUCUGCUGCCAAAAGUGGGCUAG
This is a messenger RNA of Plectropomus leopardus (leopard coralgrouper), 924 nucleotides long. Its product is annotated as olfactory receptor 11A1-like. Gene Ontology annotation, molecular function: olfactory receptor activity; odorant binding; G protein-coupled receptor activity. Gene Ontology annotation, biological process: detection of chemical stimulus involved in sensory perception of smell; G protein-coupled receptor signaling pathway. The record is from RefSeq and is a predicted model, not a curated record. Gene Ontology annotation, cellular component: membrane. Lineage: Eukaryota; Metazoa; Chordata; Actinopteri; Perciformes; Serranidae.